CCGCGUGCGAAAGUGGUUGAGAUAAGUUAACUUUACUGCAAGAUGUCAAGAACACGGCGGUUGUUUUAUUCUCUCACUGCACGACUGACAUAGUUAUUAAGUCAGGUAUUUCAGAAUAUUGAACCAUCGAUUAACUCACUUCUACAGCAGUUUUUUUUUUCAGGGAAAGUAGACAUCAGCUAUCUGCUCACACCUCUCGAUGGAAAUUGUUCAUGACAUCCGUCUCGUCGUUCCUGUGUCUAACCUUCACUAAGUCAUGAAAGAAGUUUACAGAAUCUGCUUCUUGCUUGUGACUUUACUGAAAGUUCUUUGCCAGCCUUGUGUCCCUAAUUGUGUCAAAAUGGAUAUUGUUGAUAAUCCAUCCAAGGACGAUGUUAUCCUAGUUGAAGAAAACCUUGUCGUCAAUUUGACAUUUCAUGUUGACACAACGGCUUGCAUAGACAAUACACAACAGUGGGUCUUGAAACUGUCGACAUUUGAAAAGGAAAUGGCUAUCGAUAAAUGCAAGAUUCCUUUUAGUAACGGGAUGUGUCAAAAAAAGGCGCAAAAAGAACCGUGUUCCUGCUUUGAUAGUAAUAAGCGCCUUGUCCAGAUCCAUGAAAACUUUAAUGGGUCGUAUUAUCAAGUAUACUCCUGGACAGGGAUGACACAUGAUGCAUCGACAGAUGUAAAGCUUCUGAAAAGAAUCUUUGUGGUCUUCAAAUCAAAGACUAACGGAAACCAAAUGAAAACACGAGACAACCCUGGUGUACAAUAUUUAUGUCUCAGUCUUCCAGUCGUCAUAGCGGUCUGUGCAAGUGCUGCCAUUGUUGUCGUUAUCGCAAUUAUCUUCAUCGUCAAAAGCUGUAAAACCAAAAACAAAUCAACCAGAACCACCAUCGCCAUCUAUGACAACAGACAAACGUACGAUCAUCUCAGCAGACCACAGUAAACACCUAUCUUCUUGACAAUGAGUAAAGAGGUCUAAAGGUCAUCCUGACAUGAGAACAGAUUAUGUUGAUACGUAGAGUGUUAGAAGCAAAUAGAACUAGAAAAUGAAUGAAUAAAAAUGAAGACGUUAAAGCUACACCAUAGCUCAAGUCAGGAGUUUAGGUCGAAGGAAAAAUGAGUUUACGAACGAACAAAUAAAAAAAUCAAUGAAAAAAAAA
Molecule: messenger RNA, 1148 nt
Organism: Pomacea canaliculata
Lineage: Eukaryota; Metazoa; Mollusca; Gastropoda; Architaenioglossa; Ampullariidae
Exons: 4
Coding region: 257-931 (224 amino acids)
Source: RefSeq, a predicted model, not a curated record